Messenger RNA from Staurois parvus, 301 nucleotides. The record is from the annotation of a GenBank genome assembly. NCBI's taxonomy places the organism in Eukaryota, Metazoa, Chordata, Amphibia, Anura, Ranidae.
GUGCUAUAAGAUGCCACCAGCACCAAUAUUAAAGACAAAAUCAGUGACACGGAUGGACUGUAUCUGUGGCUGGCAGUAGCAGGGUGACAGUUGCAGUGAGUGGAGGAUGAUGGAUCCACACUCUGACAGAUCCCAGGCUGGAAUUUCCCAGGUAAUGGGGGGAGAUAAAAUGUGUGACAGCAGGCAGCCCAGCCCCCACACACACAACACACCACCACCAACACUGACACAGAUCAGCAGGCACUAGAAGAGCAGGCUGUGGGAUUGUGAAGAUGUCAUCACUCACUGACACAUUGCACAU